AUGCCUACUUGGAAAACCUUCCUUACACUGGCUUUGGCCGGCUCCGCGGCCUCCUGCGCGCACCACGAUAACGGCGAGGUAGUGCCCGAACAUGAGCGGGCGGAACUACUCAAGAAGUGGGAUCAGGAGUGGUCCUUCUCCGGCAUUGCCAGCUUCGCCCACCUAAAGCCCGUCAAGUGUCUGAUCGAGCCCGAUGAGCACUACGACAUUGCCAUUAUUGGCGCGCCAUUCGAUACAGCCGUCAGCUACCGACCAGGUGCCCGUUUCGGACCACGCGCAAUCCGCGCCGCGAGCGCACGCCAAAUGGCCGCAACAAGCUACAACACGCGCGCCGGGAUCAACCCAUACCAAUCCUGGGCUAAGAUCACCGACUGCGGCGACAUCCCCAUCACACCGUUCGACAACGGGCUCGCCGAGCGCCAGAUGUACGAAGCGUUCCUGGAGCUUGGGUCUCGCAGCAUUGUGAACAAAGCCCCCAAGGCUAGCGGGAUCGGCGCCAAGCACCCCAAGCUCGUCACGCUUGGUGGAGACCACAGCAUUGCGCUGCCCGCGCUGCGCGCUCUGCACCAGAUCUACCAGAAGCCGAUAACGGUCGUACACUUUGACGCGCAUCUGGACACAUGGAACCCUGUUCGAUACAGCGCGUACUGGCAGUCCGAGCAGACACAGUUUAACCACGGGUCGUUCUUCCACAAGGCGAGUCGGGAGGGACUGAUUUGCAAUUCUACAUCUGCGCAUGCGGGACUGCGGACGCGACUUACUGGCGUUGAUGCGGGGGAUUAUACGAACCCUGGGCCUGAGCAGGGAUUCAUUCGGGUUCAUGCGGAUGAUAUUGAUGAGCUUGGACCUAUGGGAAUUGUUGAGACAAUUAUUGCGCGGACGGGACUUGAUCCUGAGCAGCCGGUUUAUCUUUCUGUUGAUAUCGAUGUGUUGGAUCCGUCCACGGCACCGGGAACGGGCACGCCUGAGCCUGGUGGUUGGACUACUCGUGAGUUUAUUCGGAUUCUGCGUGGGUUGGAGAAGUUGAAUAUUGUUGGGGCGGAUAUCGUGGAGGUUUCGCCGGCUUAUGAUAAUAAGGGAGAGACCACUGCUCUUGCGGCGGCGCAGGUUGCCUUUGAGAUUAUCACCAGUAUUGUCAAGUCUGGUGUUGAUGAGGAGCUUGGUGGAUGGUAUGGGUGGAUGGAGCAGGAAGCUGAGAAGGAGACCAAGGAUGAGCUUUGA
Molecule: messenger RNA, 1221 nt
Organism: Penicillium coprophilum
Lineage: Eukaryota; Fungi; Ascomycota; Eurotiomycetes; Eurotiales; Aspergillaceae
Product: agmatinase
Exons: 3
Coding region: 1-1221 (406 amino acids)
Molecular function (GO): agmatinase activity; metal ion binding
Source: RefSeq, a predicted model, not a curated record